AACCGUCGGAUUGAAUAUAGAAGGGGUGAACGACAUGCCGGUGAGGUGCUGAAAGCUCAAAGCGUCAGGAUGUAGUCCGAGCGAUGAGCUCAGGGCCACGGACAGACACACCUUCUUCACCGCAUCGUCCAGCGCAUUCUUCAUCUCUCCGAGGUUUGACUUGCUGACGUGGACCGUUGGAAGUGGAUCACUCGCCAAGAUAUCCACACUGCUAUCCAUUUUCAAGUCUGCCAAACCAUCCUGCCCAUGCUGCCCAUCCGCCAUGAUCCCCUUGCCUUUGUUCUUCUUGCCGGACAUGUUGUAGAACUCGCAACCCAAGAUCAGAGUGUAUCAAUCUUCGGUCCCUUCUACUGCUUCAUUCUUUAGCGCCAGGCAGAGGACACUGAAUCGUUGUCGUCUACGGUCGCCUUCGCUGUCGUCGUCCUCACUGUCAACUGUCAGAUGAUCACCGUAGAACCAAACGCGUAUUACGUGGCACUGAUUCAACGGAACCAAAUUUUCACUGGCGAUUGCCGUGACGUUGAGGAGGUGGACGAUGGUGAUCAUGUCGAUGAUGGACACGACAGCAUGAACAAGUUCUUCACAGGUCUAGCGGAUGCGCUGGCCUGGGGUGGUGGCAAGCGAUUCAAAGGCAGAGAUCUCAGUGGGAACAAGUAUUAUGAGAUAGCCAAGCCAUCAGGAGGUGGUCGGCCGAAACGAAGUGUCAAAUACAACAACAUUGAACAUUUGUCCGAUUACACUUCAGGCAAGGUCAACCUGCCAGUUCAAUGGCGAGCAUGGCUAUCACAUACCCGUCCGAAUCCACCUUCAGUGGAGGAACUCGAAGCUGAUCAUUUACGUCAAACGAAUCUGACGCCCCUCGUCGCUGCUAUAGAAGAACGUGAACGUGCCGAGAGGAUUCGUCAAGGGUAUGCCUCCGACUCGGAUAUACGAUUAUCCAUCCAUUCGCAUUCACCGGAAUAUCAUCGAUUAUUUGGAGGGGAUGCCAUCGCAGGUCCUUCGUCAGUCAAGGUCGAUGAAUCGAGAUCAAGGCGAAGUGCAGUUGAAUCUAUCGAUCAAUCACAGCGGGAACACUAUGCGUCAAUUGACGGUGAUACCCUUUCGUCUGGACCAUCAACGUCACAUAGACUCUCCACACCUGCUGCUCCCCUUGAGGAAAACGCCCCUCGAUCACCUUAUCCUAUCCCCACACCGACAUCUCCCGGAGUGCCACCACCUCCGGAUGUGGUCGAUCCAUCUCAACACGCCACAAAAGAGGACCUCCGAAGACUCUCAGAGGAAGACACAAAGAGGCGAAUGGCUGAAACAGGGACACCACAGCCCUGGGUACCUUCACCAAAGCCCCCGUCAGCACCUGAACAAGGUGUGCUGAAACCUAGGCGAAGAGGCGGGUCGGCAUCGUUCGACGACAUAUGACCCAAACUGGACCAUGAGCACCUUGUAUUCAUACACUGGGCAAAAUGCAUAUUACCACCCUCACUCGAACCUGAAACAAGAACCCCCCAGACUA
Molecule: messenger RNA, 1510 nt
Organism: Kockovaella imperatae
Lineage: Eukaryota; Fungi; Basidiomycota; Tremellomycetes; Tremellales; Cuniculitremaceae
Exons: 6
Coding region: 442-1416 (324 amino acids)
Biological process (GO): mitochondrial respiratory chain complex I assembly
Cellular component (GO): membrane
Source: RefSeq, a predicted model, not a curated record